GGGGAACAGAGAUUGCGCUUGCGCGGAAGCUGAGGCCAGGCCUGUGAGUGGAGCUGCACGCUGGGGUUGUAGACCGGCGCCUCAGCGAGGCUGAGAGCCCGGAAUCACAAGAGCCGCGCGGACGACAGGACGGCUGCCAGCGCCAGGCCUAGGAGUUAAGAAGCCUCCAUUCCUUUCCUCCAAACCAGAAGACUUUAUUUCCUGCAUACAAAGCAUGGGAUAUGUUGGUUAGAAACAACUGGCUGGUGUUUAAAACUGAAGAUUGUCAUGAUUAUUUAACCCAAGUCCUGUGCUAAAAUAUGAUUGAUUGUCUUGGAAACACUAAUUUGGGGUAAACCAAAUCUAUUUCUGGAACCAUGAAAAUUUUGCUGGUUUUUGACUUUGACCAUACAGUCAUAGAUGACAAUAGUGACACCUGGAUUGUACAGUGUGCUCCAGAGAAAAAGCUUCCUAUCGAACUGCAAGAAUCUUAUCAAAAAGGAUUUUGGACAGAAUUUAUGGGCAGAGUCUUUAAAUAUCUGGGAGACAAAGGCAUAAGAGAAGAUGAGAUGAAAAGAGCAAUGACAUCAAUGCCUUUCACUCCAGGGAUGGUGGAACUUUUAAACUUUGUAAGAAAGAACAGGAAUAAAUUUGAUUGUAUCAUUAUUUCAGAUUCAAAUUCGGUUUUCAUAGAUUGGGUUUUAAAAGCUGCCAAUUUUCACGAUGUGUUUGAUAAAGUGUUUACAAAUCCAGCAGCUUUUGAUAACAGUGGUCAUCUCACUGUGGAAAAUUAUCACACUCAUUCUUGUACUAGGUGUCCAAAGAAUCUUUGCAAGAAAGUAGUUUUGGUGGAAUUUCUAGAUAAUCAGGUGCAACAGGGAGUGAAUUAUACACGCAUUGUUUAUAUAGGUGAUGGUGGAAAUGAUUUCUGUCCAGUAACCUUUUUAAAGAAGAAUGAUUUUGCCAUGCCACGGAAAGGAUACAGUUUGCAGAAAACUCUCUCCAAAACACCUCAAAAUCGUGAUCCUGUGGAAUCAUCUGUGGUAGUUUGGUCUUCAGGUGUUGAAAUAAUUUCUCAUUUACAAUUUCUAAUAAAAGAAUAAUAUCCCAACCAUUGAAAUGUGUAUCAGUUAAGAUUAGGCUCAGCUGCAUAUAACUAAAACUUCAAGUACCAGUAGCUUUAAAAAAAAUUUUUUUUUUCUUUCACUUAAAAGGUAAGUGUCCAGAGGUAAUAUCUCAAGGCUGGUAUAUUCCUCUGCCAAGCAC
This is a messenger RNA of Loxodonta africana (African savanna elephant), 1245 nucleotides long. It is a transcript of the gene PHOSPHO2, whose product is annotated as phosphatase, orphan 2. NCBI's taxonomy places the organism in Eukaryota, Metazoa, Chordata, Mammalia, Proboscidea, Elephantidae. The transcript has 3 exons. Bases 357 to 1082 code for a protein of 241 amino acids. Gene Ontology annotation, molecular function: phosphatase activity. The record is from RefSeq and is a predicted model, not a curated record.